Messenger RNA from Peniophora sp. CBMAI 1063, 900 nucleotides. Lineage: Eukaryota; Fungi; Basidiomycota; Agaricomycetes; Russulales; Peniophoraceae. The record is from the annotation of a GenBank genome assembly.
AUGUCCGGUACAGCCAAAGACUUCCACUCGUGGGACGAAGAAGCUCGUCGCGCGGCUCUCGCGAAGUUGGAUAACUCCACGGCAUACUCGCCUACACCCGAAGAGCUCGAGUUUCUCAAGAGUCAGACAGGCAUCGCGGAUGAAGCUGAGCUGGAGAGACGCGUUAGAGACGUACAACGUCGCGCUUACGACGUGUAUCCUUACGUUUGCAUCCACCGCUUCUCGUUCAUCAGGCUGAAGAUCACACGCCACUUCGCCUACCCCAACCUCCUCGCACUACCGAAAUCGCGUUCACGCGCGAUAUUCCUUGAGGUCGCCUCCUGCUUCGGACAAGACAUCCGCAAAGCGGUCGUAGACGGCUAUCCGGCGAAGGAUGUAAUCGCGUCUGAUCUGCGCCAGGGGUUCUGGGACGUCGGACUCGAACUCUUCGCCGCGAGCACGCCGCCACCUUUCGUACAAGCAGACGUAUUCGAUCUGAACAAGGAGACAUCUGCUCCUUCGCCCGAGCCGCCCGCAGACCUCAGCACCUUGACGAGCCUCGUUCCCCUGCGCGGCCAUGUCUCUGCCAUCAACGCGUCGGCUGUCUUCCACCUCUUCGACUUCGACCAGCAAGAGGCCUUCGCUCGUGCGUUGGCGAGUCUUCUCGACAAGAAACCGGGCAGCAUGAUAUUCGGGGUACAAUCGGGACAGCCGGUGAAGAAGACCGUUCAUAGGGCGAUGAGCGAGACUGGGGCACAGCAUUGCCAUGGUCCCGAUAGCUGGCGUGAGCUGUGGGAGAAGAUAUAUGGGGAAGGGAAGGUGAAGGUUGAGAGUCAGGUGUGGGAGAGGCCGGAACCUGCGUACACAUUGACCUCGGGGGACAAGGUGUACUUUCUCAUCUGGUGUGUGACGAUAUUGUAA